AUGAAGGAAUCCUUCGUCGACGUCCUCAUAAUUGGCGCCGGUCCAACGGGCCUGAUGGCAGCUUUAGCUUUGAAGCGUGCUGGCAUCGACGUUCGGGUCGUAGACAAGAGGCGCGCAGCUACGCAGGAGGGUGUAUCGGUCGGGCAAGCCGACGGUAUACAGCCGCGAACGCUGGAGAUUCUGCAGACAUACGGCCUAGCAGAUGAGCUAUUUCGACAGGGCGGUCAGCUACAUACGACGGCUUUCUACAAUCCGGCCUGCAAGGGUGACAACAUCGAGCUUAGCGUUAGGGUGCCCACCGUUACGGCAACGACUGCACGAUACAAAUUCAAUGUGACUCUCCACCAAGGCGCCGUAGAGGGGAUCUUCCGCGAGGCAUUGAGUUCCAUGGGCGUGGAAGUUGAGCACUCGACCGUCCCGACGUCGCUGGAUAUUCUCGACGAAUAUUUGGGCAACCCGAACGCAUAUGCUGUCAAGGUUCAUCUCGCGGACGGAGACUCCGCCAACCCGAGUCCCAACGAAGUUGUCAACGCCCGCUUCGUCCUCGGAACCGAUGGCGCGCGCUCUUGGACGCGCAAGGCUCUCGGCUUCGUCCUCGAAGGCGAACAGACCGACCUUUACUGGGGCGUCAUCGACUUCGUGCCCGAGACCAAUUUCCCGGACAUACGGAAUCAUUGCCUAUCGCACACGCGCUAUGGCUCUUUCAUGGUUAUCCCCAGGGAGGGUGAUCUGGUACGCUUGUAUGUGCAGAUGGACAAGGAUACCUUGGACUUGGAUGAGUCGGGCGACUUUGACAGGUUCAAGAUGAGUCCGGAUACACUGCUCAAGGCAGCGCAACUACGCCUUCAACCGUACAAUAUCAGCCUCAAGGACCCCGCAGCAGGGUACGCUUGGUGGACGAUAUACCGCAUCGGGCAACGUGUAGCAAACAAGUACGGCAUGCACGAGCGAGUGCUUUUGGCCGGCGACGCAACGCAUACCCACUCGCCGAAGGCAGGGCAAGGGAUGAAUGCUGGGAUCUGCGAUGCGCACAAUCUGGCGUGGAAGAUUGCGCAAGUUCUGCAGGGGCAUGCAGAACUGUCUCUGCUCAAGACGUAUGAAUUGGAGCGCCGGACGUACGCACAAAGUCUGAUCUCCUUCGACAAAGAGUACGCAAAGUUGUUCUCUACAGCUGGGGUCACUCAUGAGAAAUUCAUGCGCGCGCAUCGUGCAUACAGCCCUUUCAUCAGUGGCAUCGACUUCACAUAUCCUCACUCCCCGAUAACGCAGGAGACGCAUCAGGACUAUGCAUCCGGUGUCGUAGUCGGUCGACCUUUUCCUCCUCACGUCUUCUUCCGAGUAGCGGACGCCAGGCCGAUUAACAUACAAGACAUGCUACCUGCUAAUGGACUUUUCAAGCUUCUCGUCUUCGCAGGCGAACAUGCCCGGGCCGAUUUCUCAGCCGACCUUCAGGCGUUCGCUGACGGACUAGCCGAUAUUCUGGCCAAGUAUGGCAGGAGCGGCACUCCUAUAGCGAUGGACGUCGUCACCAUCAUGGCGGGCAAACAGGAUCCGGCGUGUCUCCUGCGUAUACCGUCCACUUUGAGGCCUCACUGGGCCCAAGUCGUCAUAGACGAUGAUACGGAUGUUCAUGGCCACAGUGCUGGAGGAGGUUACGAGAAAUUCGGCAUCAAUCCUUCGCGCGGAGCAAUCGUCGUCGUCCGUCCCGACUCGGUUACGGGAGCGAUAGCGCCUUUGCAGAAGAUCGAAGCGCUAGAGGGAUAUUUUGACGACUUUUUGUUGCCAUCCUUGGUCUGAAAGGGAGUAGGUGUAGUACGUUGGUGAGAAACGACGACAUGCACAAUCUCAGAGAGUCGCCACCAUUUGUGAUCACCGC
This is a messenger RNA of Schizophyllum commune H4-8, 1876 nucleotides long. RefSeq lists its product as uncharacterized. Gene Ontology annotation, molecular function: FAD binding. Lineage: Eukaryota; Fungi; Basidiomycota; Agaricomycetes; Agaricales; Schizophyllaceae. The coding region runs from base 1 to 1797 and encodes 598 amino acids. The transcript has 14 exons. The record is from RefSeq and is a predicted model, not a curated record.